Messenger RNA from Penicillium cosmopolitanum, 2565 nucleotides. Its product is annotated as Zn(II)2Cys6 transcription factor. Gene Ontology annotation, biological process: regulation of DNA-templated transcription; DNA-templated transcription. The record is from RefSeq and is a predicted model, not a curated record. The coding region runs from base 1 to 2565 and encodes 854 amino acids. Lineage: Eukaryota; Fungi; Ascomycota; Eurotiomycetes; Eurotiales; Aspergillaceae. Gene Ontology annotation, molecular function: DNA-binding transcription factor activity, RNA polymerase II-specific; DNA binding; zinc ion binding. The transcript has 9 exons.
AUGGAUGCCUCUCCUCCACUGAAGCGGUCGUCAACGGACGCCGGUUUGGAUUCUCCAAAGGGCUCGAAUCGCUCAGAUUCCCGUGCACCAGCACCAAGGAUAUCGAAAGCCCGCGCCUGCGCGGAAUGCAAGCGCCAUAAAAUCCGUUGCGAAUUCAGGGCUGGCGAAACCAAUUGUACGAAAUGUGUUCGCAGCGGGAUCAAGUGCGUGGUGAACGACUUCUCCCAGAAGUUCGUCGAUGAUGAUGGAGUAUGGAAGUCACAAGCGACCACGACACUGCAGCAAUUGCAGACUGCCGUUGGGCAAUUGUUGCGACAGGCGGGAUUGCCCGAUCUCUCAACAUAUACGACCGGUGAUGCCCGUAAUGGUCUUAGCCCAGCUGCCUCGCACCAUAGUCACCGGCCAUCGAUUGAUGCCUCACAUACGGCACAAACACAUACAAGUCAUCAUGAGGGACCAGGGGUAGUGAUGGACGUCACUCGGGAACACUCCCAAGAGCCCGACCUUCAAGAUCCGGAACUCGUUCCGGCACCCAUGCGCAGCUUAUACGAGGUCACCAAGUUGCGCAAUCUACGGAAUAAUCAUAUAGAGGCACCUAAAACGACGCUUUUAGAGGAAGAUUUUAUCUCGAGGGGCUUGAUCUCACUCCAUGAGGCGGAGGAACUUUUCGCAUACUUCAGUCGCACCAUGAACCAACUCCUUUGGGGUGGUAUCAUUCUGGUCCACCGUGAUUUGACGUCGGUUCGACGCGCAUCAACGCUUCUCUCCGCCGCUGUUCUGACGGUUGCAGCGCUUCAUAUUCCUAACCGGACUGACACAUUGAAUUUAUGCUAUCGCGAAUAUGUAUCUUUGGUAUCAAGCAUGGCCUUGACCCGAGCUCACACGCUUGACGAUAUUCGAGGUCUCUGUGUUGGAGCAUUUUGGUUGUCGGAGUUGAGCUGGAAGCUAUCCGGGCACGCAGUGCGCAUUGCGACCGAAAUGGGCUUGCAUCAGAGCUACCAGCGCUUGAUUCGUGGGAAUACUGAUCAAUACGAGCGAGCCCAGUUGUGGUAUCUACUAUAUGUUUGCGACCACCAUUUUAGUAUCGCCUAUGGCCGACCGCCUGUCAUACACGAAGAUGUGGCCAUUCGAAACUACGAGACCUUCCUUGAUGACACGGAGCAAGCCGUGACGGAGGAAGAUUUUGGGCAGUUGAGGGUAUAUAACGUUGCGGUUGAUCAAUGGAGAUUGCUUUGGCAGCCUCGGUCAGGCGACAGUUCGUACGUUCGAACGUAUCCAUCCAAGGGUGUGGUACUGCACUACCACUUUGCCAAAUUCCAACUCAACUCACUAUCUUUGCGUGCCCUCUCCCCCUCUAAUACCCCGGUCUUCUCCAUGGAUCGCAAGGAAUCUGCCAACAUUGCCAUAUCAUCCGCGAUGGCCUGUCUGAAUAUGGUCCUCGAGGAACCCGAUAUCCGCGACGCGAUCGUGGGGGUUCCCAUUUUCACGCACACUAUGGUGACAUUCUCUGCGGUUUUCCUACUCAAGGUCGCUAUUAACUGGAAUUCGGCAUACCUAAGUAUCAAUGCUCGACAGGUGCGGCGCUUGGUCGAGCGGGUGAUUGAGCUGAUGAAUUGCGUCUCGGCGGGCGAGCGACACUUGACACGGCACAUCGCACGAGGAUUGGGUAAGAUGCUUGAGCGUUUCGACUCAUGGGAGUCGGGUUGGCAAAUUGGAACGAAUAAUGGGGUGGUGGAUGGACAAGAUGUACCAGGGGGUGCCAAUGCGAUGGCGCAAGGAUUUCCACCACCGGACCUGAUCUACGACAUGGUCGGCACUUAUGGGUUCGGGCUCGACGAGAACCUGUUAGACCCGAGCAUGGCCAACUUUGAAUUCUUGGCACAAAGUAAGAAAAUCGAGGGGGGGGGACACGGGUCUCCCCCAUCUUCCCCCGUCCGCGCAUCCCCCCCCCAGCUCCAGCUCCACCGGACCGUGCCCUCGGCUAUUCUCUUCCUUUCCCUCCCCCUCUGUACUUCCCUCCUUCCUUUCCCCCUCAAACCUCCCCCAACCACCUCCCCCCCCAUAUCUUCCAUCCCCAUCAUCCCCGAUUCCGUCAUGUCCACCCGCAAGAGAAAGAAUGACCCGGAGGAGGAGCUUCAGGCUCUCCCCAGUGACGAUAGCGAAGAAGAGGAAGAAUAUGAGGACUCUGAGCCCAAUCUCAGUGAUGAGGGCGAAGAGGUAGAUGAAGAGGUCGAGUCCGAGUCCGACGAAGAUGAAGAUGAGGAAGCUGAAGCUGAAGCCGAGGCUGAAGGUCCCCCAGCAGCCAAGAAGCAGAAAACCGCCCCCGCCGCUGACAAAACCGAAGUCACCGAGAACGGCGCCAACGGUGACAAGGAUGGCGAGGGGGAGGACGAAGAUGAAGAUGAAGAUGAAGAAGAAGCAGAGGCUGUCAACGAUGAAGAUGAGGAAGUUGAGGCUGCUGCUGAUACGGCGAAGACCAGCGGUCCUGCUGAGGCCGCGGCAAAGGCCAAGGGUGGAGAGGUCCCCAAGGAGUCGGAUCUCGCUGAGGUUGACGAUGCCGAGUAA